Messenger RNA from Frieseomelitta varia, 1977 nucleotides. RefSeq names its product 28S rRNA (cytosine-C(5))-methyltransferase (gene Nsun5). The transcript is spliced from 6 exons. Gene Ontology annotation, cellular component: nucleolus. Lineage: Eukaryota; Metazoa; Arthropoda; Insecta; Hymenoptera; Apidae. Gene Ontology annotation, biological process: rRNA base methylation. Gene Ontology annotation, molecular function: methyltransferase activity. The record is from RefSeq and is a predicted model, not a curated record. Bases 146 to 1873 code for a protein of 575 amino acids.
GCAUCCGGUGCAUAGCGGACAUAGUUGUAUUUCGUCCUCUGUGCACGAGGUACGUCGUCACGAAGAAGAUAGCAGUUACUUUUUAACAACAAGCGAUCAGAAUCAAAUCCGACGUUACAGGAAUACUAUUUUCUGAAGUGAUAACAUGCCCAACAGAACUGUACAUUCCAUUAAAGUCCCAAGACUUUAUAAAACUGCUGCCAAGAUCGUACAGGAGGUUCGUGAGAAACAUGGCAGUCUGAAAACGUUGAUCUACGAAGGAAAACACCCUAACGUAUCUGGGAUAUAUGCUUUGUGCUACAAAACACUGGCUAAAGAAACACAGUUAACCUACCUUUUGAACAAAAUUAAAAUAUUGAUAAACGAGCCAGGUCUGGAUCCGUGGUUAGCGAGGAUUUUGGUAACGGAGUUACUUUGGGGCAAGAAAACCUUGAAGUCUGAAUGUAAACCAAUUCAAACCGUGCUCGCGUACGAACAAAAGCUUCGGGAGUUGAGCAAUAUUGAUGACGUUGAGCGUCCUCGCAAAACAGUAAAAAAACCGAGAUAUGUUCGUAUCAACACAUUAUUACUGCCACUAGAAAAAGGGAUAUCUUAUUUUCAAGAAGAAGGAUGGCAUAUCAUGCCGAAAUGUUCAAAUUAUAUAGAAUAUUUAGACGCAGUAAAGAAAUUAAAACAACCGAACUUCAUUCAAGAUUUUCAUAUUCCUGAAUUACUUGUUUUUCCAAGUAACACAAUUUUUUACAAACAUUCUAAGUACCAGAGUGGAGAAAUUGUUUUACAAGACAAGGCCAGCUGUCUUUCGUCAUAUUUAUUGAAUCCAACACGAGGAUCCGUGGUACUUGAUAUGUGCGCUGCUCCUGGAAUGAAAACAUCUCAUUUAGCUGCAAUAAUGGAGAAUACAGGGAAAAUUUGCGCAGUGGAAGUUAAUGAAUUUAGAUACCAAAUGUUGUGUAAAACAAUUAAGCUAACAGGUGCCUCUUGCGUUGAAACUGUCCAUAAAGAUGCGUUAACUUUGAAAUCAGAUGAAUACCCAAAUGUGGAGUAUAUUUUAGUUGAUCCAACAUGUUCUGGUUCAGGUAUGUUGGACAGACAGAAAUUGUUUGGCAAAGAGAAAUAUGACCCGAUACGCCUGAAAAAACUACAAGCUUUCCAAGUUUUGAUGUUACGACAUGCCUUGUUAAAUUUCCCGAACGUAAAAAAAGUCGUUUACAGCACUUGCUCUACUUGUCCAGAAGAAAACGAGCAGGUGGUGAGUGAAAUUCUCGAGAAUGUGCAGAACGCGUAUAAGCUUCUUCCUGCGAAAGAGUUGCUAAAUGGUAACUGGCUGAACUUCAGUUCGAAAAUAUACAAUUGCUCAGACAAAUGUCUUUACAUCAAAUCCAACGUGGAUCUGUGCAAUGACUUCUUCAUUGCUGUAUUUGAACGAGAUUUCGAUGUUCCAUUGCCCAAAUACAAAGAGAAGAAACCACGACAACAGGUUGCUUCAAACAACCAGGGAAAAAAACAGAUAGAUGUUUUACACGCUGAGAAUGCAAAUACAACACGGAAACUCAAGAAGCUUGGUAAAAGGAAGAAAACGAAUGAAGAAACUUUUCAGAAUGGAGAAACUUCUCAGAAUGAAGAAACGAAGGAUAAUAUUCUCAUUGACAGUGUUUUGAAUGCUUCUUCCGAUUCGAUCGAGUUUAUCCAAGAAGUGAAAAAUGACAGCGAUGAUAAUACGUCUCAAAAUAACGAUUCUGUCGACAUUGAGCCAGUAAUUAAAAAGCGGAAAAAGAAAAUUAGUUCAAUGAUGAUGAAACUGCCUCGUAAUAGAUUUCGACUGUCCCAGCAUAAAGAACUUAGGUCACAAAAGAAGAAAAGGAAAAUCGUCUAAAUAUGUAAUUGUUGCUGAAUGUUUCUUUAUAGUUGUUGAAAUUUUUUGUACUGGACUUGCGAACCUGUAUAUACUAACGAAUUAAAGAAAGAAACAGAAAUAAU